Parastagonospora nodorum SN15 is the source of this 411-nucleotide messenger RNA. RefSeq lists its product as hypothetical. The transcript is spliced from 2 exons. The record is from RefSeq and is a predicted model, not a curated record. NCBI's taxonomy places the organism in Eukaryota, Fungi, Ascomycota, Dothideomycetes, Pleosporales, Phaeosphaeriaceae. The coding region runs from base 1 to 411 and encodes 136 amino acids.
AUGCUCCUGCGGGCAGAAUUUUGUUGCGCCGCUCGCCAAGCCCUGAGCUUGGGCCCGCGGCCGGGCGCACUUAGUCCGAGUUUUUCCUCCCACUGCCACGACUUCCCUUCCACCAUCUUCAACCAUCUCGUUGUUGAGACACGCGCAGUUACCCUCCUUGAUGCAGAACGAUCAGACGGAACAGUUUCUGUGCUGGAUAUGCACGAUCGCUUCACGCAGGCUCUCCAAGUGCACUCAACUGCAAUGUACAAAUCCAGGCUUGCCAACGUGAGAUACAUCUCCGACCUCGCUCGCUCCGGCGGCCAAGAGAGGCUGUGCACCUCAAACAUCAUGAACACGCGGGGAGACAUCGACGGCCAUGCUAGCGCCAAAGACACUACCGUUCCUUUCACCGACGUCGUCAGCUUCUAG